Messenger RNA from Eurytemora carolleeae, 1400 nucleotides. RefSeq names its product secretion-regulating guanine nucleotide exchange factor. Gene Ontology annotation, molecular function: guanyl-nucleotide exchange factor activity. The transcript is spliced from 7 exons. Gene Ontology annotation, cellular component: cytoplasm. Bases 297 to 1382 code for a protein of 361 amino acids. The record is from RefSeq and is a predicted model, not a curated record. Lineage: Eukaryota; Metazoa; Arthropoda; Copepoda; Calanoida; Temoridae.
UAACCCAGGUAGCUCAGCCCGGCCUUAUAGUCCACUGCACGCUUCACAGCUGUGCUCUCAGGGAUGUCCCAAUAACAUAUUAGAUUGUACAGACAAACUUGUGAUAACAUUUUGGUUAAUAUUUUAAUCCGCAUGAUUAAUAAACAUGUGUGUAGACUUCCAGUUGUACUUUGCUCUUUCUCUCUUGUGUUGUCAUGUAAGCUGAAACCGGCUUUUCUUUCUCUCAGCUGAUCCUGCAGGUCUUAAGAUUUUGCUCAUUUUAAAAAAUUUACGUCGUUGUGAACUAGUGAGAAAGUAUGCUUUACGCAUGGGGAGCAAAUAAUUAUGGGCAGUUAGGUUUAGGAUAUAUUAGUGAACAAGAAGAAAUUCCCAAACAUGUGAACAUCGAACAUGAAUUUGUUAAAAUAAUUGGAGGUGGGGGGCAUACGCUGGCCUUGGAUUCUGAUGGGAACUUGUUUGUUUGUGGAUGGAACCGGUUUGGCCAGCUUGGGAUAGAAUCUGAUGAAAACUUGACAAGGUUCACAAGAACUGAUGUAUCCGGAGUUGUUGAUGUAGCCGCGGGAUGGGAUUUCUCUUUACUCCUGCUUCAGGACGGGACUGUUCUCUCCGCUGGUUCUAAUAAGUUCUUUCAGCUUGGUUCUGAUGAGCUGAGUAAGGUCGGAUCCUCCCAGUUUAAGAAAGUUCCAGGUUUGGAGAAUAUCCAGGGUUUGGGAGCAGGGUUGCGUCAUGCUGCAGCUCUUGACAAGACUGGAUCAGUUUACAGCUGGGGGUCAGGAGUAAAGGGACAACUAGGAAGGUCCUGGAAGGAUGUGAAGGACUCAUUACCAGCCCGUAUUCCAGAUUUAAACAAUGUGACCAGAAUAAGCUGCGGUCAAUUUUUCACUGUUCUUGGAACUAGUGAGAAUAAGUUGUUUGGUUUCGGUAGUAAUAAGUUUAACGAGAUAUCAAGUACUCUAGAGAAAAUAAUUCCUGUUCCAACUGAAAUAAAACUCAGUGGCUCUGAGACAGUGAGCUGUGGCUGGACGCACGUAGUUUGUCUUCGACAAGAUCGGUGUCACGCCUGGGGACGGAACAACUAUUUUCAGUGUGGACGAGGUCAUAGCUCUGGUUCAGAGAAUAUCUGUGAUGAAGGAUUACACCUAGUUGCUCAGGAUGAAUCCCCGAGUUUAAAAGUGAGAAAAGUUAUAUCAGGGUCCGAACACUGCCUGGCUCUGGACGGAGAAGGACGUGUUUACUCCUGGGGUUGGAACGAGCAUGGAAACUGUGGAACUGGAGACACUGAGAACGUUUCCUCUCCCACUAAAAUACAAUUUGAUAAUGAUAAAUCUAUUUGUGACAUAUUUGUUGGAUCAGCGCAUUGUUUUGCUCUGACCUCUCAUUAAUAUUUUCACUAUUUCAGA